CACGUUAAGAGUGUUUCAAUGGUGAUUUCGGCCUAUGAUCGGCUAAGGUUUGAGAUAAGACAGCAAAUGCUGUGCAUCGGCGAAGUUUACCUUUGGGGUUUGUGAUUGACCAUAAAAGAGCUAUUCCCCUUAAUAUCGGAGUCUCCCACGUGUCGAUUCAAGUAAUCCCAAGUUCAUUUGCUCGCUGUUAACCAAAAUGGCGAUCUAUCACAUUGUAAUGUUUGCAUUCAAGGCAACUGUCUCUGCGGAGGAUAUAAAAACCACGUGCGAUAUAGGACUCCACCUUGGCGAGAAAUGUAUUCACCCUACCACCAAAGCAACAUAUGUGAAGAUAUUGGGGUGUGGCAAGGAAAAUAGCAUCGGAAAUCGUCAGGAUGGAAUCACGCAUUGUCUUGUCGCCAAGUUCGAAAACGAGGAGGAUAGAAAGUACUAUCUGGAAAGCGACCCGGCACAUCGCGAGUUCGUCCUGAGCGUGGUGAAUAGAGUCGAGAAGAUCCAGGUAGUAGACUUUACACCUGGUGAGUUUUAGAUACGUGGCAGAUAUAUCCGCGAUUACCUAGUGUUGGAUGCUCUCGACGAUAGAUAUACAGAUACCUAAGUAGGCAGUAUGUCCUAUAAUAGAACAAGU
Xylaria bambusicola is the source of this 628-nucleotide messenger RNA. Its product is annotated as stress responsive A/B barrel domain-containing protein. The record is from RefSeq and is a predicted model, not a curated record. The transcript has 4 exons. Bases 197 to 529 code for a protein of 110 amino acids. NCBI's taxonomy places the organism in Eukaryota, Fungi, Ascomycota, Sordariomycetes, Xylariales, Xylariaceae.